CUGCGACUUUUCUUCUUUACUUUCGAAUCGCACUGCACCGGAUUACGGAGGAGAGAGAGAGGGAGAGGAGCUGUAAAUCUGAAGGAAGAGAAGGAAGAGGGAGAAGGAGAAGGAGAAGGAGAGGGACUGUAAAUCUGAAGAAACCCAGAGAGAGAGAGAGAGACGGAGGGAGGGAGAGCAACGGUCGAAGCAUCUAAUGAUAUUAUUCGUCACGAGAAAAAGGACGAUGUAUCAGCUCUCAGUCCUCCUUUUCUUUGUCCGUUGCGAAGACAUUGGGUGAAGCUCGACAGAGGAAGAGAGAAAGGAGAAGAAUACUCGAACCUUAGCUUCCAAAUGCCUUUUCAAAUUUUCCCUUUUUGAAACCAUGGCAGACGAUCUCUGUUCCUUCAUCAAGGAAUCCUUUAUCAUAAAGGCUCCUAAGAAAUCUCCACUGCUGUUGAGGAUGAUUGUCUUACUGUUUGCAAUGAUCUGUGGCAUUUAUAUUUGCUCAAUUUGUCUAAGGCAGAUUGGCACGGGCACUAGGGCCGGAUUUCUAAAUGUUCAAGUAGUUGGAAAAUCAUGUACACCGCCUGAUGUUGAACCAUGGGAAAUUCCUCUUCUGCAUUACCCAACACCCAAAACUUAUAGCAGGGCUGAAUGUGUGUGCAACCCCGUGCGAUAUUUUACUAUCUUGUCGACACAGAGGUCUGGAAGUGGUUGGUUUGAGACACUGUUAAAUAGUCAUCUUAACAUAAGCUCGAAUGGAGAGAUUUUCUCCGUUAAAGUUAGGAGGAGUAAUAUUUCGUCAAUUACAGAGACUUUGGAUAAAGUUUAUAACCUAGACUGGUUUAGUAGUGCUUCCAAGAAUGAGUGCACAGCUGCAGUUGGCUUAAAAUGGAUGCUUAACCAGGGUUUACUGCAGCAUCAUGAAGAAAUAGUCAAUUACUUUAACAGCAGAGGCGUUUCAGCUAUUUUUCUUUUUAGGAGAAAUCUUUUACGUAGAAUGAUUUCUGUGCUUGCAAAUUCCUAUGACCGAGAUGCUAAACUGCUAAAUGGGACACACAAAUCUCAUGUGCAUUCACCUCAUGAGGCUGAGAUACUAGCAAAAUACAAGCCUUCUAUCAAUGCAUCAUUGCUGAUGCCCAGCCUGAAGCAGGUAGAGGAGACAACUGCCAAUGCUUUAGAAUACUUCAAGAGCACCCGUCACAUUAUCCUCUACUACGAGGAUAUAAUCAAAAACCGAACAAAACUGGUAGAUGUUCAAGAUUUUCUAAGGGUUCCACAGAGGGAUCUGAAGAGUAGACAGGUGAAGAUUCACAGAGGGCCCCUAUCAGAGCAGAUUCAAAAUUGGGAUGAUGUCCAAAAGGCACUCAAAGGAACUUCAUAUGAAAGAUUUCUUCAUGCUGAUUAUCAGUUGUAGAUAGCUGCAACUUGGAAUCUGGGAAACUGUAAAUAGAACCCUCUGUUACUUGGCUAACUUCGAUUUUUUUAUUCUUUCGUUAACAGGCGCCAAUGGGAUAUACUGUCCUGUUGAAUUUUGGCUGUGCCAUUUGCAUGUUGCUUCUGGUUUUCUGUUUCCUUUACCCAAUUAAUAUUCUUUUCUUUUCUUUUUUGUUGGAAGGGAGAUACUCCUGGUGUAUUUUAAAAAGAAAAUGCAGAUGCACCAAUUUUUGUCUCUCUUUCAGGCAUCCAAAAGCUUAGUUGCUUGGAUAGGUUUACUGCUGUCAAUACUCAUAAAUUAAAUGUGCUUUUAUUGCA
Malania oleifera is the source of this 1737-nucleotide messenger RNA. RefSeq lists its product as uncharacterized. The coding region runs from base 365 to 1399 and encodes 344 amino acids. The transcript is spliced from 6 exons. Lineage: Eukaryota; Viridiplantae; Streptophyta; Magnoliopsida; Santalales; Ximeniaceae. The record is from RefSeq and is a predicted model, not a curated record.